AUGUCCGACCACCAGUACAAGUUCAAUGUGACCAUGACCUGCGGCGGCUGCUCCGGCGCCGUCGAGCGAAUCCUGAAGCGUCUGGAAGGCGUCAAAACCUUCGAUGUCAGCCUCGAGUCGCAGACUGCGAAUAUCACCACCGAACCUACUGUCUCGUACGAUACCGUGCUGGCCGCGAUCAAGAAGACUGGCAAGACGGUGAAUAGUGGCGAGGCUGAUGGACAGACUAUGAGCGUUUAA
Molecule: messenger RNA, 240 nt
Organism: Penicillium cataractarum
Lineage: Eukaryota; Fungi; Ascomycota; Eurotiomycetes; Eurotiales; Aspergillaceae
Product: copper metallochaperone ATX1
Exons: 2
Coding region: 1-240 (79 amino acids)
Biological process (GO): copper ion transport
Cellular component (GO): cytosol
Molecular function (GO): copper chaperone activity; metal ion binding
Source: RefSeq, a predicted model, not a curated record